Molecule: messenger RNA, 2773 nt
Organism: Gryllus bimaculatus (two-spotted cricket)
Lineage: Eukaryota; Metazoa; Arthropoda; Insecta; Orthoptera; Gryllidae
Source: the annotation of a GenBank genome assembly
AUGCAACGAUCUCCCCCUUUUGGUUCGCAUGCUGAUGUGAGAACACUCACCCAUGAACUGACCAUUCAGGUGAAGGGUCUGGAUGAGGUCACUACCAAAGAAGAAGUCCACGGUGCUUUGGUUGAUCAGUUUCCAGACGCAAAGGAUUUACCUGCAUCAGUAGUUACAUUCCUGACACCAGCAUAUGGGGAACACAGGUUUUUGGAAUUUACUGGUGAAUGAUUUGUAAUAGAUUACUAAUUGUUUGAAGAUUACUUGGUUAAUUUUAGAUUAUUUUAGUUCAGGUUUGUUAAUUUCAAGAUGACGUUGUCUUUGUUAGCUGAAUAUGAUGAUAUAAAUCGCUUAACAAAUGUUUUGCUUGAUGGAUCCUGUGAGCCAGAAUUUCUGCGCUUUGCACUUGGUGUGGAAGAGCUUCGCUUGAAGUUAAUGGCAGCUCAGAAAGAAUGCUCCCGCUUAAUGCAAGAAGUCCAGGCAGCAAAUGCUGCUAGAACAGAAUCGGAGCGAAAACUCCACACAGCUCGUCAGAUGUUGGAUCUGGAAAGAAAAAAGUCACGAAAAGCAGAAGGAAAAGUCCAGGCAUUGGAAAAUCAAAUGGCAUUAGUGCGAGAUUUAGUGUGGGAUGGUCGAAAUAAACUUCAUGAUGAAACACGUGAACGCCUUGCUUCAGUGUAUAGUCGAGCAAGUCCAUCAGUUGCUUCAAUUGGCAAUAAAGGGAUGGGGGAAUCUCAUGGUCAGAGGAUUCGUGAAUCUGAAGGUGGACUAAGCACCAUUUCUGAAGCCCUGGAUUCAACUGGCUCGUUGCUCUCUGAACUGGGCUACACUCGAUCAGAAGACGAGUUGGAAGGAUCAUUACGUCACAGUAAAGGUUGGCGCAAGCAUCGUCCAUCUAACCCUUUAGAUGCUCCAUCAGGUCCCAAAAAACCUCGUUCCAGUUUCACCACAUUCCAAUCAGUGCAGUCAUCUGAGGCAAAUGGAUUGGCUGUACAGUCAAAAGAAUGCUUGAUAGCAACCACUACAGUGACUAUGCCCCGAGAAGGUCCUGUAACAGCAAAAUCAACAAUUGAAACCAUCUCUAAUGAAGAGAAAUCAACAUACUCAAAGACUCCAUUGCGAAGACCGCUUUCUACAACUCAACCAACAGCUACCCCUGUUCCAUCAGCACCGCCCAAGCAGAUUUCUUCCAGUGAGUCUGAGGAAUCUAUGAUUUGUGUCAAAGAGCCAGCAGUUGUGCAUCUGCCUAGUCCUUAUCAUUCUGGAAUAAAUUUUGCCCGUGACAAAAUUAACAGCAGAGUUCAUACUUUUUGUCAAAAGACAAUGGUGAAAGCUGAUAUGUGUGAACCAUGUGGCAAACGGAUAAAGUUUGGCAAACUCGCUGCAAAAUGCAGAGAAUGUCGUGCUACUGUUCAUUCAGAAUGCCGAGACAAACUUCCUUUACCAUGCGUUCCAGCUACCUGCACACCUACACAAAAAGGAGUUCUGGGGUACAUAUCCGAUUUCACUCCUAAUGUGCCACCGAUGAUACCAGCACUUAUUCUCCAUUGUGUGAACGAAAUCGAAGCUCGAGGUUUGAAGGAAGUUGGUAUUUACAGAGUAUCUGGCUCAGAACGUGAUGUGAAAAAUCUGAAAGAAAAAUUCUUGAGGGGACGCGGUGCACCUAACUUAUCAUCUGUGGAUAUCCACGUAAUAUGUAGUCUUGUUAAAGAUUUUUUGCGAUCUCUACGUGAGCCAUUGGUUAUGCCAUCCAUGUGGUCAGACUUUGUACGUUGUGUGGAACCUUCAGAAGAAGCUGAUCAGCAAGCUCGAUUGUAUCAGGUGGUGUCAGAGCUUCCAAGGCCUAACAGGGACACACUGGCUUUCAUACUCCUUCAUCUUCAAAGAGUUUCAGAGUGCCCUGAGUGCAAGAUGCCAGCUUCCAACUUGUCAAAAAUUUUUGGCCCAACCAUUGUGGGCUAUUCAUGCCCGAACCCGGAACCUCAACAAAUGAUGAAAGAAACCAUGCAACAAGUUGAGGUUAUGUCUCUCUUGAUGAAAACACCAUCCAGCUAUUGGGCCUGUCAUGUAAAUUCAGCACAGGAAAAUCAAACUCCUGAAAUGAUAGGCUUACGCAGUCGUAACCCUUCAUCUUCUUCCAUUCAGCGAACUGGCGGCUUUUUCAGUACUCCAAUAGGAACAUUUAGAAGUGCCAGGAAAGGAAAGUUCUUCAGUCAGCUGUGAUAAUACAACAUUACACAAUGUACCAGUCAGGAGUACAGUAACAUACAUUGUAUACAAAAAGUAGUUAUUAUGAACAUUAAUACAGCUAAAGGAAUCCACAGAAGUUUUCUAUUUUUGGGGUGGUUCAAGUUUCUCUCUACACUAUUGUUAUGUGAUAAUACACCUUCAUCCACCUCAAAGGAUUGGAUAUAGUACCUAUGUGGUUUGUAAUUGUGUAGUUACCCUGCAUUUAUUAGCAUUAACAUUUGUAAUGUUAUUUUUUACUUAUUUAACCUUGUACAAAUAUUUUCAUAGUUCUAGAUUAGGAAUAGUUGAAUAAACUUUGGUGCAGUUAAUUUUGACAUUCAGGAGGAACUACUUUCAGCCUGCUUUAAUAAUACUGUUUCAAUAAUAUUAAUUUCUUAAUCAGUCUAGUAUUAACAUUAGGUUAAAAUAGAAAAAUAAUCUGUGCGUUUAGCACAUUUUUGUUAUAGUCAGCAAAAAGCUCUCUUCUCUAAAAUGUGUCCAUAUGUGGUUUGUGUCUAAUUUUUAAAUUUUAUUUUAUAUUUGUAAAAAAAAA